AUGCCUAUUACUUUGGUCUGUUUGGUUAAAGGAAACUUGCCUGCAAAUGCUUUCCCUGUCGAUAUUAAUGGGAACAAGCUCAUUGGUCACCUCAAAGGAGUUAUUAAGGCGAAAAAGGCGCCAUGUUUUGAUGAUAUCCCUGCUGAUGAACUCAAGCUGUGGAAGGUGGAAAUUCCUGACGAUCAGGAUUCUGAGUUGGCCAACCUCGAAUUAGCUGACGAACUUCUGGCAACUCGAGACGUAGAAGACUAUUGGACCUCAAAGCCACCCAAGAGGCAUAUUCACGUCUUAGUCAAACCGCCAGAGACUGCCACCUCGAGCCGUGAACAGGAAUUACUUGAGAAAGUUGCCUUGUUGCGAGCACAUUUCAAUAAGUCUGUUCAUGAGUUCAAUGUUAUCGUAAGUCCGAAAUGGGUGAGGUCAUUCAAGUGGACGGUGAAUAUCGAGCAUGCAACCCUCGAAGCUCUCAAAGAUUCCAUACGUGCA
This is a messenger RNA of Paraglomus brasilianum, 486 nucleotides long. The record is from the annotation of a GenBank genome assembly. NCBI's taxonomy places the organism in Eukaryota, Fungi, Glomeromycota, Glomeromycetes, Paraglomerales, Paraglomeraceae.